Pseudocercospora fijiensis CIRAD86 is the source of this 846-nucleotide messenger RNA. RefSeq lists its product as uncharacterized. The transcript is spliced from 3 exons. The record is from RefSeq and is a predicted model, not a curated record. The annotation marks the transcript as partial. NCBI's taxonomy places the organism in Eukaryota, Fungi, Ascomycota, Dothideomycetes, Mycosphaerellales, Mycosphaerellaceae.
CUGGUCAGCGUCUUAGAAUCUCAACCGGACCUGAGCACUUUACUCGGCGCUCUCGAGUUAAUCCCAGAUGUUACCGCAGCAGUCGCAGCAGCCUGUGACAUCACCAUCUUAGCCCCAACAAACGACGCAUUCGCCUGCAUUGCACCAGACUCGGACGUUGGAAAAGCUCUAGCCGCAGGAGAUACAGAAGCCAUCACUGCUCUGAUUUCUUACCACGUUCUCAACGGAACUUACAAAUCUACCGACUUUGCAGCAACGCCUACAUUUGUCCACACUCUCCUCACACCAUCAAUUUCCAUCGCAGGAGAGGCUGUGACCAAUGUGACAGGCGGUCAAAAUGUAGAAUUGAUUCUCAACGGGACUUCAGCUGAGAUUAUUUCCGGGGGUGGGGCUGUUUCCACAGUCACUGAAGCAGACAUCCAAGUCGGCCGUACAACAAUCCACAAAAUCGACCACGUCCUCACAAUCCCUUCCAAAGCAUCCGUCACGGCCCAAAACGCAGGUCUCACCUCAGCCGUCGAAGCCCUCACCAAAGCCUCCCUAGCCCCAACACUCGACACAGUAGCCGACCUCACAAUCUUCGUGCCCACCAACGAAGCAUUCAAAUCCGUACCUUCAGACAUCGAUCUCAAGACCUUGACAACAGUCCUCACAUACCACGCCGUGGCAGGAAGUGUAUUGUUCUCGACGAGUUUGUCGAAUACUUCGGUGACGACUUUGCAAGGAGGGGACAUCAUGGUGACGGUGAGUGACGCUGGGGUGAUGGUGAAUCGGGCGAAGGUUGUGAUUGCGGAUGUUUUGAUUGCGAAUGGGGUGGUGCAUGUUAUUGAUCGGGUGCUUGUGCCG